Messenger RNA from Miniopterus natalensis, 1140 nucleotides. NCBI's taxonomy places the organism in Eukaryota, Metazoa, Chordata, Mammalia, Chiroptera, Miniopteridae. The record is from RefSeq and is a predicted model, not a curated record.
AUGGUUCAUCUGGGCCCUGGGCGUGUCCAGCAGGCAGGUGCUGGGAGAGAACCAGCAGAAGUAGAGUCGGGGGUAGGUGUCGCGCCUAAGCAGUCAGCCUUCCGAGUCUCCAGGUUUGGCCAGCACAGGCUGGGGCCUGGAAUACCUCCGGGCCUACAGGGGGCGCUUACCGCAGCAGAGCAACCUCCCGAGUGUGGCUGGGACUGCGCAGUCAUAACCGGUGAGGCCGUGGCUGAGCUUGCUGUCCCCACUGUGCCUGAAGCUGCGUCUGCCAGAGGAGACCCAGAGCUCGAACAAAUAUGGCCUUGUAAAGAUGCCCCGAUCCAGGUGCUGGUGCAGCGCAUCCACCAGUUGCAGGCUGAGCGCCCGUAGGCCUUCCACCGCCUGGGGAAGUAAUACCCGCCCUGCUGCUGAGGUCACCACCUGUACCUGCGUAGGCGCCCGCGAUACGGCUUCCCGUGCUACCAGAUCACAGUGCACGAGGUGACCCAGGCCUUCGCCUGGGAGGUGCUGGUGGUGGAGGCCGAGCUGGCAGGCCCCAGAGCGCAGCCGCUGCUCGCUCGCCACGUGCACAGCCUACAGUAGCUGGAGCAGACAAGCCUGGCCGCGGUGACCCAGCUGCAACUGAUGGGGGCACCAGAGCUCACAGGGCAGGAAGACACUCUGCAGUUGCACCAGCUGAAGAUGAAGGUAAUUAAAACCAUGGAAGCCAUCAACAAGGUUCUCCAGGACCUCAGAUUUGAUGCAGAAUCUGCUGAGUGAUGGUGACUCCCCAGGGACCCUCUGAGGGAAAUGGGAAAAGGGUUGGGUAGUGCCUAGCUCUGACUGCUAGCUGGAUGGGGUGGAGCCCGACCGGGCUGUUAACCCUCUGUGAGGGGGCCACACCUCCCACAAUAAAGAGCCCUUCAUCUGCAGCUGCUCUACUCUCUCUGUCUCCUGGGUGCUGGGGUGUGUAUACCUGUUGAGGGGGCCCCAUAGAGGCAGGGAUGGAGGGUGAAAGACUCCCUCCCCCAAGAGUGAUUAAACUGUUGUUUUGAAUCACACUCUCUAAGGAGUUUAGAACCAGAUAGUUGCAAUCCUGGGGAGAACGAGUCUGAAAUUCUGGAAGGGGAGGAUUUCAAUCCCAAAGGGUCAUUAGAA